AUGACUGACCCUUUCAGAUCUGAAAUUUUGGACAAUAUUCAAAAGAAGAAAGAACAAGAAAAGGAGCAGCCAAGUAGUCCUAAUUUCCAACAACAACAGUUAUCUAAGCCACCUGAAAAACAAAUUCAUACCCCUGAAGCGCCAAGUGGAAGUUUAGUGUCACAACAUGUCCCCACACAACUCCUUUCUCCAACACAAGGUGCUGGCCCAACAGUUCAGCCAAAGGAGGACUCUAAAGAUAAAACAUUAAAAGUCACAAACUCUACAACUAUAACAUUAAUAGAGAAUAACAGUAUAAAUGGUGAAAAGGAUAAGGAUUUCCCAAAAAAUUAUUUUACAUUAGAGCCUAAGAAUGACAAGAAAGAUGAUCUAAAUAAGAAUAGUAUAACCAUAACAAGAACAGUCCCAAAGCAAUCUCCGGGAUCGGGGCAGCCUGACAAGGCCAAAGCUGGGACAAAAUCCGCCAAAAGACCUUUGCAGUACUUGGAGACAUUGGCACAAAAGGCAGGUAUUACUACUGAAGAUAAAUAUGAAGCGGCCAACACUUUACUGGCUUUAGAUAAACAGAAUAACACAUUCCGAAGGCCGGAGCUAAAACAACCAAAGGCUGAACCAGAAACUCAUUCUCAGGCUGAAGAUUUUAGGUACAGAAAUCAAAAAGAAGAUGAUGACAAGUUACAGAUACAACAGCAAAUAAUUCAGCAACAGCAACAACAGCAGUUGCAGCAACUGCAGCAGCAGCAGUUGCAGCUGCAGCAGCAGCAAAUCCAGCAAUUUCAGCAACAGGCAUUACAAAGGCAACAUCAAGCCAUUCAGCAACAUCUGAAGAAUCAGCAGGACCAACAAGAGUUGUUACAAAAACAAUAUCAGCAACAGCAGCAACAACAACAGCAGCAGCAACAACAACAGCAGCAGCAGCAGCUGCAGCAGCAACCUCAACAAACGAAGCCUGAAAUUCAGCAAUUACCUCAAUCUCAACAAGAUUUGCAACAACAAAAAUUUGUUCAGGUGGUCAAUAAUCAGUCUCUUCACACGCAGCAGUUUAAUGUGCCCGGUAUAGGUGAAAUAAAUCUCAGUUUUCUCGCAUCACCGCAAAAUAACGUGAACCUUCUGUUCGACAAGAAUCACAAGCCCGGCAUGAGCGGAGAGAUCAAACAGUCGAUAACAGAAGGACAAAAUCAGCAACAAAUGAGUAUGUCACAACACGAUUCGAACCAGCAACACCACCAGACAGUAACUGUUGUGUCUUCUAUGCCUAGCAGUAUGGCAACACAUCAGCAGCAAGCUGGUACAAUACAGCAGCAGGCUGGGGCUAGUAUAUCCACUAUGGGACCGAUACAGAGCUUACCACCCAACACUCCACAUCCUCAGCAAUUAAGUGCCGAUUGGGGACAUGGACGUGUACAAGUAAUUCAACAGCCACUUCAAAAUAGCACUUACCUGCAGCAACUGUACAAUGCACAAGGGCCGCUUCUUAUGCCAGGAAAUAUUGCGUUACAUCCACAGAUCAAUUCGCAACAGAUACAGGUAAUCGCCGCUGGCAAACCAUUCCAAGGCAACCAGCUCGCCCCACAUAUGCUGACUACGCAGGGAAAGCAAGUACUACAAGGACAGACCGCAUCGUUCCCUGGGUACACCACUAUACCGACCAUACCUACUACGCAGAACCAAACAUUCGUGUUUAGCCCUUUGGGGGUGCUGAAUUCCCAGCCGAGCAUUCUUCCCGCCCAUUCUCAGGCCUCUGGGAUGAAUCAACAACAAAAACCCGGAGAUAUGCAUAAGGGAAUGAGUGGAGGGAAAGUAACAACAGGCAAAGUGAAUACUGGAAACGGUCAGACUGUACCCCUUCAAACUCAAUGUGUGCAGGUCUCUCAGCCAGUUCUUGGACAACAGCCACAAGCCCAAAUCAUCAGCCCUCUACAGGCUGGUGGACAGAUGCAGUUUGCCCCUUGGCAGAUAUCAGGGGCCAUACCCCAAGUUUGGGCCGGAGGAUUGCAAGCUGGGACGAUACCGGCUGGCGGGUUGUUAGCUCCGAAUCCUAUCUUCAUACGAGGCUCGCAGCAGGAACCACCACCUUCUAUGUUCAUACAACAUUCACCCCAAAAUAAUGUUCAGCAUACGAGUGAAAGUGUGGCGUCGUCAACCGUCAGUACCACUAAGCCAAGAGUCUCCACCGAUGGAAUGUCAAAAGGACCCCGGCCUCUGUCAAACAUAUUGCCCUCGAGUGGCAUACGACCAGCUUCUAGUGUUUCUACGCAGACUAGCGCGAAUCAGGCACAAAACGCUGCAAAGCAACGGAUGAGGGUGGGUGUACGUGCAUCUACGCCGAAGCAAGAUGCAGCGAAUCAAACAAAUAAAUUGCCACUUUCAAUGCAACAGCAGAAAACUCAUAUAAUGGUUAUGAACACGACGGGCCAUAUGACUCAAAUCGCCAACUUAGACAAACAGCCUCCCAACAAAAAUGUGCAACAGCAGCAACAACAGCAGCAACAGCAACAACAGCAGCAACAUCAACAACAGCAGCAGCAACAACAGCAGCAGCAACAACAGCAGCAGCAGCAACACCACCAACAACAACAGCAGCAACAACAACAACAACAACAGAUUAUGCAGCAACAAGCAUUACAACAGCAACAACAGCAACAAGCGCAGCAGCAGCAACAACAACAACAAUUGUUGCAGCAACAGCAAAACCAACAGCUAGUCCAACAGUAUCAACAAGGAUUACUAGGGAUGCAACAAGCAUUACCAGUGGGUUCAGUCGCUCAGACUUUGCCUUUGGCAGGCCUUCCGCAAAUAUCUAUGGUUCAUCAAAUUCAUCCAUUGGGUGGUACUAGUCAGCCUGGCACAUUAGUUAGCCAAAUAAGCACUAGUCAACCAGCGCAAAACGCAUUAACGCAAGUCCAAACUAUUCCACAUCAGCAGGGCUUAGUUGGAAGCGGGUUGGUUCAAACAUCAGUUGGUAUGGCUAUCCAACAACAGUCACUCAACGCAACUCAAAUGUCCAAUGUAUCGUCAAACAGUAUAAGUACACCUCAAAUAACAAUUCAGGCUUCAGGCCUUGGACUAAUAACGGCACCUGUGCAAGGCUCCGUAGUGCCGUUACAGUCACAAGUUGUGUCUCAACAAAGUCAAGUGAAACCAGAUGAGAAGCCACAGCAGAUGCCGGCUUCGACGACGGUCCAGCAAGUGUCGACCUCUGACGCGUCUACAGAGGCCGUGCCAACGAGUGCGCCGGCUAGUGACGUCACUAUUUCUACAACUGUCACCACACCAAAUAUCUCUCCGUCGUCUGAGGGUUCUAAGCGUUCAGAGGCUUCCGUAAGCACGUCAGUCUCAACCUCUAUCUCUUCGGCACCCACUAGCAGCACGGUUACAACGAAUGUCAAGCAGUCACCAGUUGCAGUUACGUCGUCGACGUCGUUGUCGUCAUCGGCGAGCAUGACGUCAGCGACGAUGACGUUACCGACGACUACGUCUGUAGCGGCCAGUUCGAUAACAUUCAAAAGCAGCCAAUGUGCACCAAGGAACAUCAGCUCGCAACAAGUUACGGACAAAGGGUUACCCAAGGCGAUGGUCAAACCGAACAUUUUGACUCACGUGAUUGAAGGCUACGUCAUACAAGAAGCAGCUGAACCAUUUGCCGUGAAUCGUCCGCUCCGCGAAUGGAGUUCUGGUGAUAAAGAGCAAGAAAAAGAAAAGGCGACGACAGACGAACCGCCACCUGGCAAAAGAGCAAGAAUGGAUAUUACUACCAGUCUACCACGGAUAUCGUCAAGCAACGACUCUAAUCUUCCCAGUACUAGUCAGGCUAGCAAUGAAGUUUCGGAGGCACCUGAUACUAUCCAAGUAGACGAAGACGCGAAAGAACUGCCCAAUGCUCAUAAAUGGACUGUUACCGAAGUAUGCGAAUUUAUCCGCAACAUACCGGGUUGUGCCGGCUAUGCGGACGAGUUCCUCAUGCAAGAAGUGGAUGGUGAAGCUUUACUUCUAAUCAAACCUGAACACUUGGUGAUGGCGCUGUCUAUGAAGCUUGGACCGGCUCUCAAAAUUGUCGCUUGUAUUGACUCGUUGCGACCGGAGAGCGAACAGACAAUCGCUGAUGCAAAUGAAUGA
This is a messenger RNA of Pieris macdunnoughi, 4116 nucleotides long. NCBI's taxonomy places the organism in Eukaryota, Metazoa, Arthropoda, Insecta, Lepidoptera, Pieridae. The record is from the annotation of a GenBank genome assembly.